AGUCAGGGGUGGACUGACCAUUUGGAAACUCGGGCACUGCCCGAAGGCCCGGGGUCAGUAGGGGGCCCCAUGAGAUGCCCCUGGUACCUUUUUCAUAGGCCUUUUUGAGUUUGGGCAAGGACACAGGGGCCCCAUGAUCGCCUAUUGCCCGGGGGCCCCAUGAGUUGUCAGUCCGCCCCUGAUAGAAGUCACAAGACUGCUAUAUACUGCUGAUAAGAAAAGGUAUUUAGCAAUUUAUAUUUACUAACAUUA
This is a messenger RNA of Staurois parvus, 252 nucleotides long. The record is from the annotation of a GenBank genome assembly. NCBI's taxonomy places the organism in Eukaryota, Metazoa, Chordata, Amphibia, Anura, Ranidae.